Messenger RNA from Botrytis cinerea B05.10, 1288 nucleotides. RefSeq lists its product as hypothetical. The transcript has a single exon. The coding region runs from base 390 to 848 and encodes 152 amino acids. NCBI's taxonomy places the organism in Eukaryota, Fungi, Ascomycota, Leotiomycetes, Helotiales, Sclerotiniaceae. The record is from RefSeq and is a predicted model, not a curated record.
GAUAUGAAGCUCUCUACUUUGGUCAAAGUGGCCACUUCCAUUUUCAUUGUCGGUGUUUCCAGCAGCCCGAUUCCAGCUGAAGAAGGCGCGGAUAUUGCUGUCGAGGGUUUGAAGAAAGUCCGCGAGGCCGCUCCAACUGAGGAGGACAUAGAUAUUGUCUGGGGUCUGAAGAAGGCCCAUCCUGCCCUCAAUGCCCUGUAAUAAUAUUGUUCAAACUCCAAUCAACAAAUGUGCCAACAACUCGGCAAGCAACUGCAUGGCUUCCGGACAUCGAGGUCCCAUGAUAUUUAUUUACAGAACCAAGGGAACCAGACAGAUCUAUAGGAGAUAUUCAACCAUCAGACCUUCGCAUCGUUGGCGAUUGGCUGUGCCGCCAUAUACCACCAGGAAUGAAGGACUAUCAAAUCCAAUACAGCUUCCAAAGUUUCAGCCGAGAAAUCGGAAUUCUUGAAGAGUUGCAUCACGCAGAGAAGUCUGAUGCACCAAAUUCAUCGGCUGUGCGAAUGCAUUGUGAAGGUGGAACUGAAAUUUUGAAAUCUCCCAAAUAUGAGAGCCUUGAAAUUUCCACUGCAGAUUGCAUCUUCCUCCACAGGAAUACAAAUUGCACCAAAGCCCUGGAUAUUGCAUUAGUGCUUCUUCCAUUCAAAGAAUCGUACGACUAUCAGAACUUCGAGGCACAGCAUGGAUUAGCUUUGAGAACGAAUAGUUCAGUUCCUCACCGUAAUGAAGACGCUUUGUUUCUGUUUCUGACGAUUAACCCUGAAGAUGAGAGCUGGGGGGGGCGGUUAUCUCCAAGAGAAAUGGUGAGGUUUCCUCUCCAAGAAAUAGGAAGAUUUCAGAUCAUAUGAAAAGACCAGAAGUCAAUCACUGGCAAUCAAGUCGAAGCUAUCGCCAAUUAUUUUCGCCGUGUCGUCUACUUUAAAAUGGGAAAUCUAAUUCAUAAACACAAAGACGGAAGACCACCAACUUUCGAAAAAGAGAAAGUCACGAAGAAUCUUUUGAAUAGGGAUACUUUUGACAAGUAUUUAGGGGAGUUCAAGAAAGCCAAGAUUGAAUCGGGAGAUCAUUCAUGGUCUGAUACUAUCAGUCCAUUUGAUGUUUAGGUAUUGGGGGUGGAAGCAGUGAAUUUGAGAAGGGAAAAAUUCGCAAAAAAAAUCUGAAUCAUGUUGUGGGGAUAUCGAGGGAACAUGCAGAGAAUUCUGUGCGAAGUCUUUUACAAAAAAACCUCCAUGAAUUUCUAGAGAUUAUUCCAUUUAGUGAGCACUAGUUAUAAUAAAUUUAGUGAAGA